AAAUUAGGCAGGGAUUUUGUGCGCGCGCGUGUAAUCAAGUAUAAUUUUUUUAUUGAGCAUGUAUUCCUAAUCAAGUAUACAUAUAUUCCUAAUCUUUACUAUAUUCCUAAUACUUGAUAUAUUAAUCUUUACAUAUAUUCUUAAUACUUGAUUAGGAAUAUACAUAUAUUCCUAAUCAAGUAUAAAUGUGCAAACAAUAAGCAAGUACUAUUAUUUAUCAUUUGUUCACUGAAAUUAAUAGCGCUGUUGAAAUUUGAUAAUAGCUCUUUUUUUUUCUUUUCGAUAAUUCCAAUAAAAGUACAGUCUGAUGACGAAAUAGAUAUACUUAAAUCUAUCUACCUAUAUCGGUUUUUCUCAUGUCGCAUUUUGUUUACACUUUCUGGAAAUAAGUGUAGAUAGCGCAAACAAAACGAACAGGAAGUACAGAAUCCGAAGAUGUGAGCAAAACGAACCUUGUCAAUCAUGUUUUGUUAAUUAGAUUGAAUCCUAAGAAUUUGUACAAUUAUAACGACAAAAAUUUCGGUUAUCAACAUCGUAUUUAAUAGAAUUUUAUAUAUUUUGUAAAUAUAGAAUUUAUUAUUUUUUUGUUUAUACGUACAGCAACGAUGGAGAAAGAAAGAUUUACAAUGCUUCUUUUGGAACCAGGAGAAAUAUUUUUUGAAGAUUAUAGUGUUCAGAUGAGAAGGCUAGAUGCUAGAAAUGCUGAAAGUAAAAACUGGAUGGAUGGGAGAUUAAAGCUGUGCUCCAAAUCUUUGGUAUUUGUAAAUAAAGAUAUUAACCAGCCAUUGAUAAAGAUUCAACUCAAAGAGACUACAUUUGUGGAGCAACAUACAUCGAGCAAUGAUAUAGCAGGUAAUAUGCUGUCAGUGGAAUGUAAACAAUAUGUGGAAAUGCUCGAAAAAAAUAUAUUAGCACCAUACAGAUUUAUACAUCAAAAUACCAUGUUUCAAUUUUGUUUCAAUUAUGCAAAAAUAGAAGAUUGUCUUCCACAAAUCUUGCAGUUGCAUAGAGCAGCAAGUUUAGCAACUGCGGAACAAAACGCUAUGAUUAUGGCUAUUGUACACUCAAGACAAUCGCGUGUAUCCUUUGACACAUCGUGGCUUGAAGAUUUAUAUGAACAAGUAGUUUUAGAAACACAAGCGAACAAAGUAUCGCCACUUGUUGUAAAUCCAGGCAGAGUAUUACUGACUACCUCGAGAAUUUAUUUUCAACCCUAUAAUAAUAUGGAUCAGCAUCCUGUCCUUAAAAUUCAAUUGAAAGACGUACGAAAUAUUAUAAAAAGAAGAUUUCUAUUGCGGCAAGUGGGUCUUGAAAUUAAAUGGACACGACAAGCUGAUAAUAUUGAACAUCUAUUUUUAUCAUUUCAAAAUCAGGAUGAAAGAGAUAAGCUAUAUGAAAAUUUACUUAAACAAUCAAUGGUUUCUCUAGAGACUGUGCCUCAAAAUCAAAUGACAAUGAGAUGGCAAAAUGGAUAUAUAUCGAAUUAUGAUUACAUUUUAUAUAUAAAUAGUUUGGCUGACAGAACAUUUCACGAUUUGACGCAAUACCCAGUAUUUCCAUGGAUUAUACAGGACUAUACUUCUAGCACGUUAGAUUUAAAUGACACUAAUGUUUAUAGAGAGCUUUCAAAACCUAUUGGUGCAUUAGAACCUUCUCGUUUAGAGAGACUAAAAGAACGAUAUUUGGAAAUGUCCGAUCCGAAAUUCUUAUACGGUUCUCAUUACAGUGCACCAGGUUUUGUACUAUUUUACUUAGUACGGAAAUACCCACAGUAUAUGCUCUGUCUACAAAAUGGAAGAUUCGAUCAUCCAGAUAGAAUGUUUAACAGUAUAGCCGACGUGUGGAAAAAUGUUUUGGUGAACAUGUCUGACUUUAAAGAACUGAUACCAGAAUUUUAUGACACGAGCAAUGCCGGUGACUUUUUAGAGAAUAGUUAUGGUAUCGACUUUGGCUAUCGGCACGACGGUACAAAGAUAGGUGAUGUACAACUUCCUCUUUGGGCGAAAGGACCAACCGAUUUUGUGCAACAAUUAAGAAAUGCCUUAGAAAGUGAUUAUGUUUCUCAAAAUCUUCAUCAUUGGAUCGAUUUAAUUUUUGGCUAUAAGCAAAGAGGUGUUGAAGCUGAAAAGGCUGACAAUGUAUUCUUCCACUUGUGCUAUGAAGGAGCAGUAGAUUUAGACACUAUACGAGAUAUAAAUGAUAGACAUGGGCUUGAAGUGCAAAUUAUGGAGUUUGGUCAGAUACCAAAGCAAGUUUUUACCUUACCUCAUCCCAAACGUUUAGCACCAAUUCCAAAUUUAUUAUACAGCGAAACAUUAUUCACUUUGCCAGAAAUGACGACUUCAGGCAAUCUAAGUAUAAAAGAAAAAUCAAUUAAUUUCAUGGAAUUGGUAGUGUUUCAAGCGCACAAAGAUUGUGUUACCAGUAUCAUACGAAAAAAUACGAGUAACGAAAUUAUAUCAGUAGGACAGGAUGGAAUGCUUAAAUUGUAUAAUACUAACGAAAGGAAAUUGACACAUAGCGUUUCCUUGUCUUUAUUGUCAUUAUCAUCCUGUAUUUCAUAUUAUACAAUGUCACAACGUAACAUUCUCGUAGCAGGAUCGUGGGAUAAUACCUUGAUAUUUUACGAUAUCGAGUUUGGUAAAAUAAUUGAUGUACUUCAAGGACACGAGGAUGCAGUCUCAUGUUUAGUUUGGAGCCCUACGCAUCAAGUGAUUAUAUCUGGGUCGUGGGAUUGUACUGCAAAAGUUUGGCACGAAUAUACUUCCGGAUCGAAAAUUAAACCCGCAGAGUGUUUUAUCGCACAAUUAGAUCACGAUUCCAAAGUAACUUGUAUUAAUAUAUCGAGUGACGAUACUAUGUUGGUAUCUGGUACAGAAGAUGGCGAAUUGUGUUUGUGGAGCAUGGCUAGUUAUAAUUUACAAGCCAUUAUUAAAGGUCACGUAUGCAGAAUAAAUGCAGUAACGUUCGAUAAACAGUGUACUAGUGUGAUAUCAUGUGCGGAAGACAAAGUACUAAAUAUAAUCGACGUUCGAACAAAUACACAAAUAUAUUCCGUCAGUUUAGAAAGUGAACCAUUGACUUUAACUUGGAUGGGAACGUUUCUGUUGAUAGGUGAUAACGAUGGAAAUCUUAAUAUAUGGAAUCAUCAAGGGGCUGUAUUUGUUUCGCAAAUACAAUGUCACGAUGGUCCGCUUUGCGCUCUAGAUGUGAUUGCUGAAAAUAACUUGAUAAUAACGGGCGGGAAAGACAGAAAAGUUAUCGUAUGGAAAUACCAUGAGCAAUGACACAGUAUUACUAAUAUAUAGAUAAUUAUUACUAGUGUAUAAAGAAAAUUUAAUGUAAAGAG
Molecule: messenger RNA, 3349 nt
Organism: Nylanderia fulva
Lineage: Eukaryota; Metazoa; Arthropoda; Insecta; Hymenoptera; Formicidae
Product: protein FAN
Molecular function (GO): protein binding
Source: RefSeq, a predicted model, not a curated record